CACACACACACACACACACAUACACUCACUCACUGUGUUACAGCGCGGAGGACGAGCAGGACGGACCACGGACCUCCUGAAGACAUGAGGGGUGACUUACAGAGAGAGAGAGCGCGAGAGACAUAGAGAAAGACUGGGAGAGAGAGAGAGAGAGAGAGAGAGAGAGACUGAUAGACAGAGAGAGAGAGAGAGAGAGAGAGAGAGAGAUCAAAGGAUAUAGGAAAACAAAUUAGAUAAAUAGAGGGAAAGAGAAAGAAGUGAGAGCGACAGACAUCAAGAGACAGAGAGAGAGAGAGAGAGAGAGAGAGAGAGACAGGGAGACAGAAGUGAGAGAGAGACAUAGAGAGACUGAUAGACAGAGAGGGAGAGAGAGUAGGCCCGAGGUGUAUUCAGUGUUGCAGUGGGUUCGGGUUCACUUUAGUACAAAUUUGCUUUGUUUUAUUCUAUUUGGUGUGUGUGUGUGUGUGUGUGUGUGAGAGGAUGGUUUUAGUCGCUAUGCUGCAGUGUGUAUUGAAUCGGACCUAGUCGACAGUUCGGUCCACUGAGGGUUUGGGUUAGAUGAGUCUCUUUGGGUCGUUUUCUGGCAUUUCAGGGUCAUUUUUGUAGUUUUUUAAGUAAUUUUUGUAGUUUUCAGGUAAUUUCUAGACUGUCUGGGUCGUUCCUACAGUCUUCGGGUCAUGUUCUGGCCAGUUAAGAAUGUAUUUUUAACUUUUGGAAGGUUCUUCUAGUUUUAAAAUUGGUUUCUCAGGUCUUUUUGGAUGGUUCUCCAGCGUUUUUGGGUCACUUUCAGCUCUUUUUCUGCUAGGGCUUUUGGUCUUCUAGAUAUUGGGCCACUUUCAUAAGGUUAUGGGCCUUCUGUGACGUCUGAGUUGUCCUCUGGACUUUUUGGGUCAUUGCUUCAGCUAUAAGGUCAUUUCCAGAACUUUUGGGCCAUAUUGCAAACUUUCUAAGUGUAGGUUUUGGGUCGUUUUCUACCUUUUUGGGUCGCUCAUCUGAAUAUUGGGCUGUUUUUAAUACGCUUUGGGUCGCUGUUCUAGUUUUAUGAUCACUUUCAGGAUAUUUGGGCUGGUUUUCUGCCCUUUGUGGUAAAUCCUAUUUUCGGGGUUGUUUUCCAACACUUGGGUCAUUUUUUUAGCAUUUUUGGUCGUACUCAUUUUAGCUUUAGGGUCACUUUCAAGGUUUUUGGUUUGUAAGCUUUCGAGCCAUUUUGGGGUUGUUUUUGGUUCAUUAUUGUUGCUUUAGGGUCACUUUCAGGGUUUUUGGGCUGUUUUUGUAAUUUGAGUUUUCUCCUGGACAUUCUGGGUCAUUCUUCUAGUUUUUUAAAAAGUUGAAUCGCUUGUUGGCCUUUUUGUAGUAUGUUAGCUUUCGGGCCAUUUUCGGGGUUGGACUGUUUGUCUAAUUUUGGGAAUGUUAUUGUAGCUCUUGGGUAAAUUUCUAGAUUUUGGGCAAUUCGUGUAAAUUUUAGGGCUAUUUUCUGGCCUUUUAAGGUUGUUUUUGUAGUUUUCCAGGUCAUAGUUUUGGAUUUGGGUCAUUUUUCUGACCUUUUCAGGUGAGGUAAAGUGAGGUAAAGUGAGGUAAAGUGUAGGUACUGUAUUUUUAGGUACUGCAUUUAGUGAGGUAGAGGAGUUAUAAUGGAGUUGUGGAGGCAGUGUGCGUCCUGGCUGAUUCAGUGCCGAGUUCUGCCGGAAAACCACAGAGUGACCUGGGACAGCGCACAGGUGUGUGAUCUGGCUCAUGCUCUGAGAGAUGGAGUGUUAUUGUGUCAUCUUCUCAAUAAUCUCCUCCCCCACUCCGUCAACCUCCGCGAGAUCAACCUGCGGCCGCAGAUGUCUCAGUUCCUCUGCCUGAAAAACAUCCGGACAUUUCUGACGGCAUGUCACGAGAAGUUCGGGAUGAAGAAGAGCGAACUGUUCGAGGCCUUCGACCUGUUCGAUGUCCGAGACUUCGGCAAGGUAAUUGGAACGCUGUCCGUUCUGUCCCAAACACAUGUAGCAGUACAACGGGGAUACAGGCCAUUUCCUGAUGAAGUGUGUGUUGGAGACGACGACAUCUAUAACGGCCUCUCAGACCAAAUAGAUGACACGGUUGAUGAAGAUGAUGAUCUAUAUGACUGUGUGGAGGAUGAAGAAAACGAGGGAGAUGAUAUUUAUGAAGAUCUGAUGAGAACGGAGGAACCUGUAGAGACACAGCAGAAGGUGGAGGUGGAUAAGAGGAGCUGCUGUCUGCAGGAAAUCCAACAGACUGAAGAGAAAUACACACAAACACUGGAGUCUAUACUGCAGCACUUUAUGAAGCCUCUGCAGGCUUUCCUCAAACCCCCCGACAUAGAGAGCAUCUUCAUCAACGUGGAGGAUCUAGCCGGUACUCACCGGUGUCUGCUGAAGGAGGUGCAGGGUUCUAUAUCAGGGUACGGAGCAGAGAACCUCUACCAGAUCUUCAUCGACUAUAAGGAGAGGUUGCUGUUAUACGGUCGGUACUGCAGUCAGGUGGAAUCUGCCACGAAACACCUGGACAAGAUCGCCAGCACACGAGAGGAUGUCCGGAUGAAACUAGAGGAGUGCUCUAUGAGAGCCAACAGUGGUCGAUUUUCUCUCCGAGAUCUUCUGAUGGUGCCCAUGCAGAGGGUCCUCAAAUAUCAUUUACUACUGCAGGAACUGGUGAAACACACAGUUAGUGCAACAGACAAGGAGAACCUCCGGACAGCACUGGAUGCUAUGCGGGAUCUAGCGCAGUGUGUGAAUGAGGUGAAAAGAGAUAAUGAAAUCAUUCGUCAGAUCACAGCGUUCCAGCUCUGCAUCGAGAACAUGACUCAGUCUCUUGCACUGUUUGGGCGCCCGAAAAUCGAUGGAGAGCUGAAAAUCUGCAGCCCUGAGAAGAAGUCCAAGCAAGACAGGUAUGCGUUCCUGUUUGAUAAAGCUCUGUUUGUAUGUAAGAAGAGGAGUAGCGAGAGUAUGGAGCUGAAGGAGCUGAUCGACCUGCAGCAGUUCCAGCUUCGAGACGAACCUUCUGGAGAACGAGACAACAAGAAGUGGACCCACACCUUCCUGCUGAUGGAUGCGUAUGGUCAGGGUGGUUAUGACCUGUACUUCAAGACGCGGGAACUGAAGAAGAAAUGGCUGGAGCAGUUUGAGAUGGCCCUGUCCAACCUGUGUCCAGACAACAGCACAGCUAACGGUCAUGACUUCCAGAUGCACUGCUUUGAAGACACCACUUCCUGUAAAGCCUGUCAGAUGUUGCUCAGGGGGAUCUUCUUCCAGGGCUACCGCUGCAGCCGAUGCAAGAUGGCCGCCCAUAAGGAGUGUCUGGGUCGGGUUCCUGCAUGCGGAAGAACCCAAGAAAAUGCUGGGACAUUAAAAAAGAACAAGUCACGAUCCGCCACUCACAGACAGACUAAACCAGGUCUUCCAAAAAUGCAAGUGUGUCAUGAUUAUUAUGGGCUGCCCCCGCCACCGGUAGCAUUCGGCCAACACCUGCAGCUCACUCAGGGUGAUGUAAUCGAGCUGACCCGUGCAGACGUGGACCUCCAGUGGUGGGAGGGCAGGAAUCUGUCUAUAGGUGAGGUCGGCUGGUUCCCCUGCAGUAAAGUUCAGCCCUUCAUACCGGUGAGUGAGGCGGGGCUCAAGAGGUCAUCCAGUCUCAAGAGACCACCACCUGACUUAAGCGGCUUUGCCUGGUAUGCAGGUAACAUGGACCGUACAGAGGCUAAGAGUCUCCUGACCUCUCGCUCUGAUGGGACGUUUCUGGUUCGACAGAAAGACGGUGGAGAAUUCGCCAUCAGCAUCAAGUUCAGUAUGGAUAUCAGACACAUUAAGAUCACUCUGGCUGAAGGUCUCUACAGAAUCAAUGACAAGAAAGCCUUCAAAGGACUGAUUGAUCUGGUUCAGUACUAUCAGGAGAACUCUCUGAAGGAGUGUUUUAAGGACGUGGACACUUGCCUACUAAUCGCCUACAAACAGCCUGAGCAGAGUGUGUCCUCACACACACACCAACCAUCCAGAGGUAUGAGUGAGCGUUAUUUCGGCACGGCGAAGGUGAGAUACGAUUUUUCGGCGCGGGAUCGUACUGAGCUCUCUCUGAGAGAAGGAGACACGGUGAAGAUCAUCUCCAAGAAAGCUCACAACGGCUGGUGGAAAGGAGAAGUUUACGGCAGGGUGGGGCUGUUUCCUGCGAACUACGUAGAAGAGGAACAUUCAGACUACUGCUGAUUCACCGAUUCACUGAUUCAUCCACACACAGAACGACUCAUCGAAUCACUCAGUUCUGACUCCCUGAUUCACUCGUUCACUCGCUGAGUGAUUCCUCACAUCUCUCUGAUCCAACUCUCAUUAAGAAUCUUAUUAAAUUGUUUUAACUUCUUAACCACUAA
Astyanax mexicanus (Mexican tetra) is the source of this 4366-nucleotide messenger RNA. Its product is annotated as proto-oncogene vav. NCBI's taxonomy places the organism in Eukaryota, Metazoa, Chordata, Actinopteri, Characiformes, Acestrorhamphidae. The record is from RefSeq and is a predicted model, not a curated record. Gene Ontology annotation, cellular component: cytoplasm. Gene Ontology annotation, biological process: intracellular signal transduction; cell migration; regulation of GTPase activity. Gene Ontology annotation, molecular function: protein binding; guanyl-nucleotide exchange factor activity. The transcript has 27 exons. The coding region runs from base 1632 to 4205 and encodes 857 amino acids.